Messenger RNA from Penicillium vulpinum, 732 nucleotides. RefSeq lists its product as uncharacterized. Bases 1 to 732 code for a protein of 243 amino acids. The record is from RefSeq and is a predicted model, not a curated record. The transcript is spliced from 2 exons. NCBI's taxonomy places the organism in Eukaryota, Fungi, Ascomycota, Eurotiomycetes, Eurotiales, Aspergillaceae.
AUGUCGUCCCCAACUGCCGCCAAGGACAAGCUGUUCCCCGGCAUUUCUGCCACUGAGACUAAGCUCCUGGUGCUUGCCAAUGUCUGCUUGAAGAAUGACAAGAUCGACUAUGACAAGCUUGCUUUGAACGCUGGCAUCAAGUCCUCUUCCGCGCAGACCCUUUUCCGAAAUGCCAAGCGAAAGCUUGACAAGCUGUACGGCGAUGACAAUGCUGAUGCCGAUGGCAGCGGUGCCCAGGCUGACCUGUCGCCCGAGGAGACUCCCUCCAAGCGUGGAAAGUCCAAUGCGAAGGCCAAGCCUCGCACUCCAAGGACCCCCAAGACCCCCAAGACUCCAAAGGCUCCAAAGACCCCCAAUGCAACCAAGGCGACCAGCAACCCCAAGCGUGGUAAGGUUGUUAUCAAGUCCGAGGAGAGUGGAGACCAAAUGCCCAUCGAUCCCGAGCUCAGUCUUACCAUCGAGACCACUGUCAAACAAGCUGAAGAUACCAGCCACGAGACCACUAUCUCUGAGACCGCCACCGAUCCCAUCGCCGAGCCCGUCGCCACUGGUGAGGCCAACAAGCUCCGGACUAAGCAAAAGGAGGAGAGGCAUCAUGUGGAAGACAAGACCGACGAGAUUGUCCUUGAUCUGGCUGUGAACCAGCACCUCCCUGAGUCCCCAUUGCCUGGAAAAGACGAUGAUGAAACUUACGAGCACGAAGCACAUGAUGAGGAACAGGACGAGAAUUAA